Messenger RNA from Caenorhabditis auriculariae, 992 nucleotides. The record is from the annotation of a GenBank genome assembly. NCBI's taxonomy places the organism in Eukaryota, Metazoa, Nematoda, Chromadorea, Rhabditida, Rhabditidae.
AUGGCCCGUGGACCGAAGAAGCAUUUGAAGCGCCUUGCCGCGCCAAAGCACUGGAUGCUGGACAAGAUGGGUGGCGUCUUCGCUGUCCGACCAAACCCAGGACCACACAAGCUCCGCGACUGCUUGCCCCUCAACUUGUUCCUUCGCAACCGUCUGAAGUACGCUCUGACCUACCUCGAGUCGAAGAAGAUCCUCAAGCAGCGUGUCGUCAAGGUCGACAACAAGGUCCGCACCGACCACAAGUUCCCCACUGGAUUUAUGGGUUAGUUCUACCUGAAAAAUUGCUUUGCACUAAUUCCAACCUUCAGAUGUCAUCAGCAUUGAGCGCACGAAUGAGCACUUCCGCAUGCUGUACGACUCCAAGGGACGCUACACCGUCCACAGAAUCCAGUCUGCCGAGGCCGACUUCAAGCUGUGCAAGGUCAAGGCUCUCCACACCGCUCUCAAGGCUGUUCCAUACAUCACCACUACCGAUGGACGUACUCUCCGCUACCCAGAUCCUCAUAUCAAGGUUAUUUUCCGUUUCAGUUCUUUCCAGAACUUUAAAUUUCUAGACCAACGACACCAUUGUCCUCAACCUGGCUACUGGUAAAGUCACCGACUACGUCAAGUUCGAGGCCGGAAACCUGGCCAUGGUGACUGGAGGUCGUAACGUCGGUCGUGUCGGAGUUAUUGGACAUCGUGAGAAGCUCCCAGGAGCUCUUGAUAUUAUCCACAUCAAGGACGCCGCCGGCCACUCCUUUGCCACCCGGUAAGACUCCUGAUCGUUUUUUGAUCAAAAACAAAGGAGAAAGAAGUUCGGGGACCUCGAAGGUCGUAAACAUCCGAACGAGGUUAGUUCGCUUUUUAACUUUGAGCUUUCCAGAGUCUCCAACGUUUUUGUUAUCGGUAAGGGCACCAAGUCUCUCGUGUCCCUGCCUACCGGCCAAGGAAUCCGCCUCACCAUCUCUGAGGAGCGUGACCGCCGUCUCGCUCAAAAGACUCAGGCAUAA